AUGUCGAAGCCCCCUGCGAAGAGGCGCCUGGAAUUGGUCUUCACAGAUCCGCUAACAAAACCCAAGCCGAAGAGGCAGCAGGUGUCAAAGGCUUGCGAAUGGUGUCGCACGUUUCGUAUCAAAUGCGACAGUCGCUUUCCGUGCACUAAUUGCCAGGCUAAGGGGCGGGCAUGUAAUGUCAGAAAUACGAAUUCGACGCGCACGUUUUCCGAGGCUCUGAAGCGAAUUGAGACACUUCAAGAUCGGAUUAAGGAUCUUGAAAAACAGGUCGAGACUGCCAGGUCGCAGGCUCAUGAUGUUGUUUCAAACCAGAGAGAAACGGCCAAACCUGAGCAGUCGCCAGCAUCUGUAAAUCCAAAUCCACCAUUGAACCCAGAUCCAGAUCCGCCGCAGGAGGAGUGUGGUGCAAGUGGAACCAGAAGCAGAAGAAAAAGUCUGAAACACCUAGAGUCCAUUCAAAUACGGACUGCCCAGUCUCAACAGCGGCAUUAUUAUGGCCGAUCCUCGUCAUUCUAUUUCAUUGGAAGACUGAGCUCCUACCUCGGUAUAGCUCCACAUCAACUGACCCCCGACGGACUCAUGCGACUUGACUCUGAAACUCGAGCGCUUUCCAAUGGGAAAGCCGACACAGAACCAUCCCAUGCACAGUCUAACGUGUUGACCACCGAGCAAUAUCUCACCCGAGGCCAGGAGGAGUAUUUUCUCGGCUUAUUCUGGCAUUCUUAUAACCUUUAUUACCCGAUUAUAGACCGGGAGCAGUUCAAGAGCUACUACCAGUCGCUGUGGACAUCCCAAACCAUCAGGAAACCAUCCGCACUCGUCGAUAUAGUCCUCGCCAUAUCCAUGCAGUAUGCAGAUGCGCUUAUGCCGCGGGACUAUCUAUCAUUUCGCACAAAUAUCGAAGGCAUUGUCAACGUCAAUAUAGAUGCCGUUGGCACCGGCCGGAAAUUCUUCAGGAGAUGCCAGCUCCUCUUGACCGACGAGCUUGAAGGCCCGUCCAAUACCACCCUGCAAUGCCAUUUCUUCUCUGUGAUUUACCUCUCAAAUUCCUCCUACCACAAUGUCGCACAUAGCCAUCUGGCAUCGGCGAUUAGAACAGGAGUAAUUCUAGGUUUGCAUUGGAGGCCGUCGGAAACUCUGCCACUGGGCCAGGCAGAAUUCAACGGGCGGCUUUGGUGGACUGUGUACGCGCUGGAAAUGAAAGUUGCAAUGGAGCUCGGACGACCGCUGGCGGUUGAUCUGUCCGAAGUGACUUGCCACCCACCGGAAAACCAUGAGGAUGAUCCACAUACGUUCGAGGGAACGAACAGGUACACGGCGAAUAAGCACUAUGUUCAGUUAAUGCUUGCUAGUCGAUCGGUGCAUGCCGCGUUUCAGAAGAAGUAUUCCGAGGUUCUCGAGGAAUGCAGUCGGGAUAAGAACUACAUCGGCAACAAUGAUCAGCAUCAUCAUCAGCAUCAACAUCAUAAUAAUAAUAUUAAUAACCUUUAUAGCAACCCUGGCGCUCUAGAGAAAGUAGCGGAGGCGUUUGCAUCAAUGGUCCAGUCUUUGCAUGCUUGGCGGCAAGACGUCCCUGAGCCACUGAAGACGAAAAGGAUGAACGGCGGCGAGCCUCUAUCGACCGAUCGAUCGGUGCUCAACCUCAAGCAGCACGUCCCACUAGGCAUGAGCCGUUGUCGACUAUUCCUGGAGCUUCUCUAUCACAAUCUCUGCAUGAAUCUAUACCGACCUUUUAUCUGUUUCUAUCAGCAUCCCGACGGGAACAGGAACACGCCAUUCGUGGACGCAAAUGCAGCAUCCAGCUUGAACCACGCCGUCACCAUAACUAGUAUUAUACACCAAGCAUUGAAGCAGACAAAUUUCCUAGCGGGCUUUCACGAGGCUUUCCAAUGGCAAUGGAAUGCCACUAUUACGCUCGUUGGGUUUCUGGCGGCAUUCCCAGCCAGCAAGGCGAACUUGAUACCCUCGACUCGCAAGGCGCUGAAAUUGGCCAUACAGGUUUUUGAUCUUAUUGGGAAGUAUCUCGGUAUAGCCUGCAGUGCGGCGAGGGUCACGCGCGAUCUUUUUGCGAGGGCAGACCGGUUGGCUUCUUUGCGCAGCAACAUUACUGCCAAUGCCAAUAUGACAAGUGAGAAUGGGGUCUAUUUACAGACUACGGCGAAUGGCUUCGCACCGGCGUUUAGUUAUACCAGUAUAUACACGACAGACCAGAAUGUUUUGAGUACAUGGAAUGCUGACGAGCAAGCCGAGUUUGCGUCUUCGUGGGCGACCUAUCCGGGUGGAGAUGAGGAUAGUUAUAUCCUCAGUCUUUCUCCCCGCAUAUUCUCCAAGCCACCAACCUCGGAACACGAGAAGCUGUUCCCGACGUGUAACGGUGACUGGGUUGUUCCACUGGGAACGGAUACAUCGGUUAGGACGUGUGUUAUUGAGUUUGCGGUAAUGGUUGUCUCCGUGGGCAUCCUCUCUAUCGGGGAUAUGGGCAUGGGCAUUGCGCGGUUGCUUAGAGCUCAUGCAUAUCAAGUGUUGACCGUGGGUGCUGGGAGAAGUCAAGACACGCUUGAUCGCAUCCAGGCAGCGUCUAUCACGGCUCUGCCCACAGACCAGGACUUGGUCAUUCAAUCCGACUACAUCCUGUCAGUCGUGCCACCGCGGGAUUCUUUAGCCACCGCACGCCGCAUCCUAGACGCAGUUCAGCUUCCCGACACUCCUUCCAAGCGGGCGGAGCGGAGGGACGCGCCCCCAAAGCUGUAUUUCUUCGAUCUAAAUGCUGCUGCUCCGCGGCUCAUGCGAGAUAUCGAGUCCUUAGCCCGCAAUAUCUCGCUGCCUUCUUCUUCUUCUUCUUCUUCCUCUUUUCCUGUCGUCCACUUUCUCGACGGCGGCAUCAUCGGCGGCCCGCCAUCGUAUAAUGCCGCAGACGAUAGAUGGAAGAAACCCAGCAUAGUGAUAUCGGGACCCGUCGACGAUGAUUUCCCCUCAACAUUUGCCCCUCUCGCUGAAACGCUCAACAUGAAGAUAGUCGGGCCAAAGAUCGGAUCUGCGUCAGCACUCAAGCUCUCCUUUGCGUCACUGACGAAGGGACUGACUGCCCUGACCCUGCUGUCCUUUGCAACGGCGCAGUCGGAGGCGGUGCUGCCAGAGCUACUGGAACAUCUGAACGAGUACGCACCCACGACGGCGGCGCUGACAACCGGUGGAGCGGUGAGUAUGGCGCCCAAGGCAUACCGUUGGGUGGAAGAGAUGCGUGCGAUUGGCGAGGCCUUCGACACAGAGGGCCACUGGGAUGGGCUGGGGAGCAGGGUUUAUGGAGCCUUUGCUGAGGUGUAUAGGAAGGUGGCCGAGGACACGGUGCUGGGGGAGGAGAAAAUAGGCAGGCGGCAGCGCGGGCAGUCCGCGGAAGACGUGGCCGAGAUUUUGGCCCAGGCUAACCGCGGCAAACCGAGCACGCAGUAG
Talaromyces atroroseus is the source of this 3450-nucleotide messenger RNA. RefSeq lists its product as hypothetical. Gene Ontology annotation, molecular function: RNA polymerase II cis-regulatory region sequence-specific DNA binding; DNA-binding transcription factor activity, RNA polymerase II-specific; oxidoreductase activity. Gene Ontology annotation, biological process: positive regulation of transcription from RNA polymerase II promoter by galactose; DNA-templated transcription. Gene Ontology annotation, cellular component: nucleus. The record is from RefSeq and is a predicted model, not a curated record. Bases 1 to 3450 code for a protein of 1149 amino acids. NCBI's taxonomy places the organism in Eukaryota, Fungi, Ascomycota, Eurotiomycetes, Eurotiales, Trichocomaceae. The transcript is spliced from 5 exons.